AGUAUAUUAAGCCGUUGAGGAUUUUAUUAUUUUUAUUAAAAUGUAUUAAAUAUUUUUAACAAUUAAUGCACACUUUUUUCAAACUGAAAUCAUUGAUUUCAGAACAACUACCAAUUUUUUAAAAUAAAAGGUGAUCUUUCUAAACGGACGCAAGUAAAAUCCCGGAAUGUAAAUAUUCGGACCAUAGACAUAUGAAUAAAUUAAUAAUAUGAAUUAAAUUAAUUAAUUGAUAAUAUUUAUACGUCUAAUGUCUAUCAAUCGGACCGUAAAAAUUCGGAAAGUGGUGAAGGUGAACCGUAAAAUUCCUGGAUUGUAAAUUCUUAUAGCAAUGAGCGCCAUCUAUAUUGGUUUCACUUUCAUUACAACUUUCUGAUUAGAUUUCAAUUAUUUCAAAUGAUUAAAAUUGAAUUAGAUACUUAGAUAGGUAGCUACCACCUAUUGAAAUCUUCAGCUUUCUUACUUCCAUCAACGUAUAGUAUAAGUGAAUACUCCAUUAUGUAUUUUUUUCCUGUUUAUUGAAUUAUGUAACAACAUAACGUGUUCAAUUAUUUGCAUGCAUAUUUGUGUACAUGUUUAAUAAUUAUGGCUACUAAUAUAGAAUGCUUGAAAUGGAAUACAACAAGUUUCAAACCGUCCAGUGUUUUGGACCAGACAGUAAACACUUUGGCGCUGAAACCGUCACAUUGGUUAAAUCUGAAGACAAAAGGCCACUCAAUAAAAUUAUCAUAUUUAGGACUAACACAAAAAUUGGCAUCUUUAGACGAUCAGAAUAAUUUAUAUGUAUUUGAUUGGUCCAAAGCUGAUUUAAAAACCAUGAAGUCAAAAUAUGAACAUAAUAGUAAACUUACAAGUUUGACGAGCAAUACUUUAGGUAAUCAAAUAGUUACUUGUUCAGAUAAUGGAAAAAUUCAAAUAUGGAAUCAUAAAUUUUCAAGUUGGAAGAUUUUAACUGAAUUCAGAGGUCAUUAUCAAUGUAUUCGUAAUGUUCAGUAUUCUACAGACAAUAAUUAUUUAAUAUCUUGUUCAAAUGAUAAAACAUUUAAAAUAUGGAAUUGUCAGUCUAACAAGUUUGUAGCUAGUAAUAUGUUUCACCGUAAUUGGGUGAAUAUUGCAAAAUUUUUCAAAGAAGACAAACUUGUCAUUUCCUGUUCAAGAGAUUCAUAUGUACAAGUUUUUGAUUGUUGUUCUGGAAAAUGUGUUGCAAAGUUCAACUUGAGUCCGGAUUUUGCAGAAACACUUUCACUAAAAGAGGACUUCACAAUAGCGGUGGGUACAAACCAAGGUUCCAUACAAAUUUUUGAUUUGAGAGCUUUAAAAGUUGUACAAAAAUAUAAUGAACACACAAGUCAAGUAAAUUGUGUUGGAUUUCAAUAUAAAACUCCAUGUUUGGUAUCUGUUUCAAGAGAUAAAAAAUUAAAUGUUUACGACACUAAUGAAGGGAGAUUUUUGUAUUCAAUUGAUCACUUUAAUGAAAUAAGAUCAAUGGAUAUUUCUUCAGACGAUAAAUUACUUGCAACAGCAUCGUUUCAUUUUGACAAUGAGAUCACUUUGUGGAAAACUGAGUCACUGUAAUUUAAAAAAAAAUGUAAUACUUAUAUAGUACUAAGUGAAUUUUAGUGUGUACAUAUAUAUUUUAUUUAUUUAUUUAACAAUAAA
This is a messenger RNA of Myzus persicae (green peach aphid), 1656 nucleotides long. RefSeq names its product POC1 centriolar protein homolog B-like. Bases 583 to 1572 code for a protein of 329 amino acids. Gene Ontology annotation, molecular function: protein binding. The record is from RefSeq and is a predicted model, not a curated record. NCBI's taxonomy places the organism in Eukaryota, Metazoa, Arthropoda, Insecta, Hemiptera, Aphididae. The transcript is spliced from 8 exons.